This is a messenger RNA of Diaporthe amygdali, 1860 nucleotides long. RefSeq lists its product as uncharacterized. Bases 1 to 1860 code for a protein of 619 amino acids. The transcript has 3 exons. The record is from RefSeq and is a predicted model, not a curated record. Gene Ontology annotation, molecular function: NADP binding; flavin adenine dinucleotide binding; N,N-dimethylaniline monooxygenase activity. Lineage: Eukaryota; Fungi; Ascomycota; Sordariomycetes; Diaporthales; Diaporthaceae.
AUGGCUCCUGCCGCGACAGCUGACAGCACACUGUCGAACACGACCGACACUGUGCUUGAAAGAAGCUCCGUCGAAGUGAACGCUGCUGCAGAGCCCGACAAUGGUUCUAGCACAACAGCACCCUCGUUGGAUGGAGAGGUCAAGCAACUUCACUACCCCCGAUCUAGAGUGAGCUUGAUCGAUCGCUUUGUCGACGAACCUCGUAAGGUAAAGGUUGCCGUCAUCGGGGGAGGAUUGGCAGGCAUCCUUGCAGGGUGCUUGUUGCCCGUGAAAGUUCCUGGCAUCGAACUCGUCAUCUACGAGAAGAACCCUGAUUUUGGAGGUACUUGGUACGAGAACGUAUACCCGGGUGUUCGCUGUGACAUUCCAUCACAUGUCUAUCAGUCCACUUUCAGCCCGAAGACUGACUGGUCUGACGAGUUUGCACCUGGUGCAGAGAUCAGGGAUUACUGGCAAUCUGUGGCUAGGAAGUAUAACGUCUAUCAAUUCGCUAGAUUCCAACACCAAGUUGAAGAUGCCAGCUGGGACGCAACGGCCGGCUCCUGGACGUUGAGGAUAACCGAUCUUGCAUCAGGUUCUGUCGUUCAGGAUAAUGCUGACUUCGUGCUGACUUGCAUCGGGAGAUUUAAUGCGUGGAAGUUACCUAAGUAUCCUGGCUUGUCAGACUAUACGGGCAUUCUACGGCACGCAUCCCAUUGGGAUCCUGAUUUUGAUCCGACUGGGAAACGUGUUGCUGUCAUUGGCAAUGGAGCUAGUGGCAUACAACUAGUUGCGAAUCUCCAGCGCAAGGUUGCUAGACUGGAUCACUACGCUAGAAGCAAAACUUGGAUAGCUGCGUCCUGGGCGGGAGAUGAGCGAACACUGGAGCCUCAACCGAUUCCGGAUGAAAAAGUGAAGUCUCUCGAGGAUCCUCAGUCCUACCUCGCAUUCAGGAAGGACCUUGAGGACAAAUACUGGCGAAAGUUUUCAACGUUUCUGAAAGGAGAGGCCAACGACAACCUUCGUCAAUUCUUUGCCGACACAAUGAGAGCACGGCUUUCUAAGAAGCCAGAGCUGUUGGAAGAGCUUGUACCCGACUUCGGCCCUAAUUGCCGCCGACUUACACCCGGCCCUGGGUAUCUCGAGGCUCUCCAGGAGGAUAAUGUGGACUUCAUACGCCAACCUAUCAAGAGAUUCACCAAGACAGGUAUUGAGACUGCUGAUGGAACUCAGCGGGACGUUGACGCGAUCUUCUGCGCAACUGGUGCAAAUGGAGACAUGGUUCCACCAUUUUCCAUCCGAGCCUCUGGCCGCGAUCUUUCGUCGUUAUGGCGCCCUGAUGGAGAGUACGGCUUUCCAUACACGUACUUGGGGGCAGCAACACCAGGCUUUCCAAAUUUGUUCUUCGUUCAUGGGCCACACGCGACUGGCCCAAGUGGUACGGUUCCACAAAGUGUUGAGACGCAGCUUACCUUUUAUGCGAAGAUCCUCCGUAAAGCAUCGCGUGAGGGGAUCAAGUCCAUCGCCCCCAAGAAGAAGGCUGCGGACGACUUUGUCGAGUACUGCGAUGCAUUCUUCGUUAAAACUGUCUUGACCGAAGGAUGCUCGAGCUGGUAUAAUGGUGGCCACCCCGGUGCGAGAAUCCAUGGUAUCUGGCCAGGUAGCUCAAACCAUAUUACUGCAAUUAGGAGGGAGCCCAGAUGGGAGGAUUGGGAGUACGAAUACCUGGCGGAAAGCCAAGGUAACAGUCUCUUAUGGUUCUUUGGCAAUGGCGGGACAAAGGCCGAGCAAGACCCACAAUCCGACAUGACGAGCUAUUUGAAGACGCCCCAAGAUGUCGACCUCAGAGAACAUCACGAGUCUUGGUGGCAACUCCCAUAA